UAGUUCGAUUAACUGAUUAAGCUUCGAGAGAGAGUUAUAGUCUGAAAUAUUGGACGGUGUUGUGGUCUGCUUCUCUCUCUCUCUCUCUCUGCUCUUCAAGGUUCGAGAUCCUGCCGUCGCCGGUGACCGCCAUGUCCUUCAAAUUCUCGCUCCUCUUCGUCCUCUUUCUCUUCCUCUCUGCCGUCUUCGCUUCCGAGUCAGAUCACAAGUAUAACCAAGAUGACCCAGUUACCCUUUGGGUGAACAAAGUUGGUCCUUAUAAUAAUCCACAAGAAACAUACAACUAUUACAGCCUCCCAUUUUGCCGACCACCUGGUCAACCUGCCCAUAAAUGGGGUGGUCUUGGUGAGGUCCUUGGUGGCAAUGAACUUAUUGAUAGCCAAAUUGAGAUAAAGUUCCGAAGAAAUUUGGAGAAAACCACCUUUUGUCGUCUGGAUCUCGAUGAGGGGAAAGUUAAACAGUUUAAGGAUGCAAUAGAGAACAGUUACUGGUUUGAAUUCUUCAUGGAUGACCUACCAUUAUGGGGAUAUGUUGGUGAGCUACAUCCUGAUAAGAACAGUGAUAAUGGCAAGCAUGUCCUGUACACACACAAGAACAUCAUUGUUAAAUUCAACAAUGAUCAGAUCAUUCAUGUGAAUCUCACUCAGGACAACCCAAAACCUUUGGAAGUAGGAAGACCUUUGGACAUGACAUAUGCUGUCACAUGGAUUCCUACGAAUGUCACUUUUGCACGCCGAUUUGAUGUCUACUUGGACUAUCCAUUCUUUGAGCAUCAGAUCCAUUGGUUCUCCAUUUUUAACUCUUUUAUGAUGGUCAUCUUUCUUACUGGAUUGGUCUCAAUGAUAUUAAUGCGAACUUUGAGAAAUGACUAUGCAAAAUAUGCCCGGGAAGAUGAUGAUUUGGAAACUCUGGAAAGAGAUGUUAGUGAAGAAUCUGGCUGGAAACUUGUGCAUGGUGAUGUUUUUCGGCCUCCUCGCAAUUUGGUGAUUCUGUCAGCUGUUGUUGGUACAGGUGCUCAGUUAGCAUUACUGGUUCUUCUUGUCAUCUUGUUGGCUAUUGUUGGAAUGUUGUAUGUCGGGCGAGGAGCAAUUGUCACAACCUUUAUUGUGUGUUAUGCUCUCACAUCAUUCAUCUCUGGUUAUGUGAGUGGAGGGAUGUACUCACGCAAUGGGGGUAAAAAUUGGAUUAAAUCCAUGAUCCUUACUGCAUCGCUGUUCCCGUUUAUGUGCUUUGGAAUCGGAUUUAUCUUAAACACAAUUGCUAUUUUCUAUGGAUCUCUAGCAGCAAUCCCCUUUGGAACAAUCGUGUACUAUGUCUAUGGCUUCAUGCUACUAGUUUUUCUGAUUCUCCUCAUUGUGACCGUAUGUGUGACAAUUGUGGGGACAUACUUUCUGUUAAAUGCCGAGAACUACCACUGGCAAUGGACUUCUUUCUUUUCAGCUGCCUCAACAGCUGUUUAUGUGUAUUUGUACUCAGUAUACUACUACUAUGUGAAGACAAAGAUGUCAGGGUUCUUCCAAACGAGCUUCUAUUUUGGAUACACUUUGAUGUUUUGUCUUGGACUGGGAAUUCUCUGUGGAGCUGUGGGUUAUCUUGGUUCAAAUUUGUUUGUGAGGAGGAUCUAUAGAAACAUCAAGUGUGACUAAGGAUUUUCUGAAAGUUCAGACCAGAGCAGUUUCCACAUAUUUGCAGGAGACAAUAAAUUCGCAGCAGAAACCUCUGGUUGUAUGUAUGGACCAAACAACAUUUACAGGUAGUAUCACAAUCACAGGGAUUUUGUGAAUGAGGAUGUAUUCUUUCUCUAUAUUAGGGAAGGCCCGAAAAUUUUUUCCCCAUGUCAGUAAUUGGAAGCCUUGAUUUUAGAAUGUAGAGAUUUGUUUUUAUAAUUUAGAUAGCUAGCAAAAUAUGAGACUCUUGUGGUUACUUUUCCAUCCCUUUAUAAAUAGGUGCCCGAUUGGUAUACUGAUGUCUAAAUUCCCCACGCGGUUUAGCUACGGAAACAAUGUAUGUAGAGGGGGUUAAGUCAUUGGAAAUGAAUUUUGUGCUCCUGAAUUUUGUACCAAAGAUAUGAUUAUCCUUCCUAUCUGCUUCUGCCACAUUGCUUGUUUAAAUUUUUAAAUGCUGACAUGCAUUUCUUCAUC
Arachis ipaensis is the source of this 2141-nucleotide messenger RNA. Lineage: Eukaryota; Viridiplantae; Streptophyta; Magnoliopsida; Fabales; Fabaceae. The record is from RefSeq and is a predicted model, not a curated record.